AUGCAGCUCUCUUGUCUCCUCACCUUAUGGUGUGGUUGGUUCACUCUGAUCAAUGCCGCUGCGACCAACUCAAGCCUGAACGACGGCAUCAUCCCCGAUGCAUACAUUGUCACGGUCCACGAUGGCUUCGAUGUACCGACCGUUAUUGGACAGCUUCUCGAACAAGCCGUUGGCUCGGAAAUCUCUCAUGUCUAUGAGUCGGACGCUUUCAACGGAUUUGCCUUUCGCGGUCGUCUCACUGUGAUGGACCGCCUCCUCGACCUGGCCGGUAUUAGAACCAUUGAGCCAGACCGUGUGGUCAAGCUCGACUAUGUCAUGAGUUCGAAACGAGCCGAAGAAACUCAGACAGACGCACCUUGGGGUCUUGCUCGAAUUUCACACAACAAGCCCGGCGCCAAGGACUACGUUUAUAAUUCAACUGCCAAAGACGAUGACAUUAUAGCGUAUGUUAUUGAUACCGGCAUCUACAUCGAGCACGAAGAUUUCUCAGAUGGACGAGCGGUCCAUGGUUGGAAUUUCGUCGACAACAGCACGAAUGGCAACGAUGACAAUGGCCAUGGUACGCACGUAGCAGGCACAAUCGGUGGUACUACGUAUGGAGUCGCCAAAGGGGUCCAUCUUAUAGCUGUCAAGGUUCUCGACGCUGCAGGCUCGGGCACCACUUCUGGGAUCAUAGCAGCGAUCUCAUGGGCUGUUGAUGAUAUGAACAAAAGGGGCAAGAAAGAAAAAGCCGUGGCGAAUAUGAGUCUUGGAGGGGUUUUCAGUGAAGCCCUGAAUACUGCGGUCGACAGCGCGGUUACUGCGGGCCUCUUCUUUGGCGUUGCCGCUGGUAAUGAGGGCCUUCCUGCGUACUUCUACUCGCCUGCUUCUGCCAGGUACACCUGCACGGUCGCCGCAACAGACGAAAAAGAUAAACGGGCGUACUUCUCCAACUGGGGCUCUUCCAAUUACGUCGACAUUUCUGCGCCGGGGGUCAACAUCAAAAGUGCCUGGAUUGACUAUUCCACUGCCGCCAACACUAUAUCUGGUACUAGUAUGGCCACACCUCACGUAGUGGGAGUCGCUGCGGCCUUCCUCACGGCAUCUCGUCCAAGGGUCUUUGUGGUCACAUACAAGAGAAGGCCACAACAGCUGUUAAGUCGAUCCUCGUCAAUGGCCUGCUGCUUUACAACGAUAGUGGCAAAUGAGUUCUCAUAUCGGCUGAUAUUGCGCUUCCCCGGGCACAGAAGCUUGACUCGGGAUGAGCGAUAG
Molecule: messenger RNA, 1251 nt
Organism: Fulvia fulva
Lineage: Eukaryota; Fungi; Ascomycota; Dothideomycetes; Mycosphaerellales; Mycosphaerellaceae
Product: Subtilisin-like protease 2
Exons: 3
Coding region: 1-1251 (416 amino acids)
Biological process (GO): proteolysis
Molecular function (GO): serine-type endopeptidase activity
Source: RefSeq, a predicted model, not a curated record